AUGACUCAGGCUCUGAGUGCCAGAACGCAGCAGGACCGCAAGGGUGCCAUUGAGCAAACAUGGAGGACACACAAGGGAGAUGAUGAUACUAGCGCCUCAUGUAAAAAGCACCAGAAAUGCCUAGCAUCUCUGGUGUUGGGCGAGAAGCGAGAAGCAGACUGCGGGAAAAACUCGAAUGUACUUUUCGAAAUGACUAAGACUCCACUUCGCGGCACCAGAAACGCCUCGUGUCUCUGGUGUUGGGCGGGAAGCAAAAGCAGACUCCGAGAGAAACUCGAAUGUGAAAUGGCUACGACUCCAGUCCAUAGUAUCAGGAAAGCACCAGAGACGCCUCUACACGCCAAAAGCACAAGAAAUGCCUGGCAUCUCUGGUGUUGGGCUAGAAGUGAGAAGCAGAUUUCGGGAGAGAAACUGGAAUCACCAGAAACGCCUCGCGUCUCUGGUGUUGGGCAGGAAGCAAAAACAGACUCCGAGAGAAACUCGAAUGUGAAAUGGCUACGACUCCAGUCCAUAGUAUUAGGAAAGCACGUCUCUGGUGUUGCGCGAGAAGCAGCAGCAGACUCCGAGAGAAUUGUCGGAAUAGAUCACUGCACGGCAUUGAGAUCAGAAAACGAGCGCUGGAUAACGCGAUGA
Suillus fuscotomentosus is the source of this 633-nucleotide messenger RNA. RefSeq lists its product as uncharacterized. The record is from RefSeq and is a predicted model, not a curated record. The transcript is spliced from 4 exons. The coding region runs from base 1 to 633 and encodes 210 amino acids. Lineage: Eukaryota; Fungi; Basidiomycota; Agaricomycetes; Boletales; Suillaceae.